Molecule: messenger RNA, 9479 nt
Organism: Panthera uncia (snow leopard)
Lineage: Eukaryota; Metazoa; Chordata; Mammalia; Carnivora; Felidae
Gene: R3HDM2
Product: R3H domain containing 2
Exons: 32
Coding region: 5805-8960 (1051 amino acids)
Molecular function (GO): nucleic acid binding
Source: RefSeq, a predicted model, not a curated record
GAGGGGCAGAGAGAGAGGGAGACACAGAAACUGAAGCAGGCUCUGGCUCUGAGCUGUCAGCACAGAGCCUGACACGGGGCUCGAACCUGUGAACCAUGAGAUCAUGACCUGAGUCAAAGUCGGAUGCUUAAUCGACUGAGCCACCCAGGGUGCCCCUAGACACUUUGUUUUGAAGUAGACAUACUGAUGAACAACAGGUACAGGACAAGGUGUUCAAUGUUACUAAUCAUCAGGGAAAUGCAAAUCAAAAUCACAGUGAGAUACCACCUUAUACUAUUGUUAGAGUGGCUAGCAUCAAAAAGAUGAACUAACAAGUGUUGGCAAGGAUGUGGAGAAAAGGGAGCUUUUUGUGCAGUGUUGGUGGGAAUGUAAAGUGGUGCAGCCACUAUGGAAAACAGUUCCUCAAGAAAUUAAAAACAGAACUAAAAGUAGAAAAAAUUUUACAUUUUCAUUUAAAAAUAUGAACCAGCAAUCCUGCUUCUGGGUAUAUACCUGAAGAAAAUAAAGUCACUAUCUCUAAGAGGUAUCUGCAUCCCCAUGUUCAUUGUAGUAUUAAACAAGAGCCAUGACAUGGAAACAACCCAAGUGUCUGGCAACAAAUGAACAGAUAAAAUGUAUGUGCAUACAAUGGAGUAUUAUGCAGACAUAAAAAGAAAUCCUGCCAUUCGUGACAAUGUGGUUGGACUUGAAGGGCAUUAUGCUAAGUGAAAUAAUGAAAGACAAAAUACUCUGAUCUCAUUAAUGAUAUGGAAUCUAAAAAAACAAAACAUAAUUCAUGGAAAAGAAUGGUGGUUGCAGGGGUGGAGGUAGGCAAAAUGGGUUAAGGUGGAGAAAAUGUAUAAUCUUCCAGGUAUGAAAAAAAGCCUUGGAGGUUUCAUGUACAACAUGGUGGCUGUAGUUAAUAAUACUGUGUUAUAUAUUUGAAAGUUGUUAACAGUAGAUCUUAACAGUUCUCAUCACAAGAAACAGUUAUAAAUAUGUCUGGCGAUGGAUGUUAACCAGACUUACUAUGAUCAUUUUUCAAUAUAUACAUAUAUUGAGUCAUGUUUUACACCAGUAACUAAUAUGUCGAUUAUAUCACAUAUAUCACAUAAAGUGUGGGGGGGCAGAUUUGGGGUUAGAAGAGUGUUGGUAGAGAGUUCACUUUUGGAAAUAUGUAUCAGCUAAUUGUGUAAAUGAAUCUGGAGCUCUAGAGAGAGGAAGGGAUGUUUCAAUCCAGGAUGAGGUCACCAGGGCAAACUUGUGGAGUGAUGAAGCCCCGGUAAAUAGAAUUUAAGAGGUACUUCUGGUUUGAUGGCUUUGGACUUUAAUGUAAAGAUUGCUAUUUGGGGGACGAAGGCAAGCCUGUGACUAGUAUUUUGAGUAAGGAGCAAAUAUAAGCUGUGAGAAGCUGCUUGCUGCUUAUACCACUUACAGGUACUUCAGAGUAUGUUAGCUCUGUUAUUUGUGCUAAAGGUGGACUUAUUUUUAUUGGGCCUUAGAUGGAAUGCAUUUUAACUUUUAUUUGAAGUUGGAUAUAUUUGGCAAUUCACAAAAUUUUAAUAAAGUUACUGUAACCUAGUUGCCAAGACAUAGAAAGGCUAAAAAUUGGUCCAGUGUCCCCAAACUUACAAGAAAGUUAAGUGAACAAAGAAUGUGAUAUUAUGUAAGUAUAAUAGAUAAUAGAUAAUAUUAUGUAAGUAUAAUAGAUAAUAGAUCAUUUAUUUCUCACAAUAAUAAUCCCCAUGGAGUAGUACUGUAGUAUCCUUAUUUUAUAGUUGAAGCUUAGAGUGUCUUUUGUCUGUUCAGACUGCUAUAACAAAAUGCCAUAGACUGUGUGGCUUAUCAACAACAGAAACUUAUUUCUCACAGUUCUGGAGGCUGGGAGGUCCAAGGCACUAGCAUGGUUGAAUUCUGGUGAAGGCCUUCUUCCUGGUUCAUAGCCAGCUGCUUCUCACUGUGUCCUCGCAUGGUAGAAUGGAUAGGGAUCUCUCUGGGACCUUUUUUAUAAGGCACUAAUCCCAUUCACCUCCUAAAGGCCCCACUUCCUAAUACUAUCAUUUUGGGAGGUUAGGGUUCAAAAUGAAUUUUGGCAGGACCCAUGCAGACCAUAACAGAGAGGUUAGGUUAGGUCAUGCAGCCAGAGCAUAACAGCUUCAUGCCAAGGUCUGUGCCUGUAACCACCACCUGGAAUUGGUUUUUCAGGACACAGCAAAAUUUACAUCGGAUAGCUAAGAGUUUGGGUUAACGUUGUUUCUUAUUCUUUUUCACCCCCAAUUUUUUUUUUAAUGUUUAUUUAUUUUGAGAGAGAGAGCACAAGCAUGGGAGGGGCAGAGAGGGAGAGAGAAUCCCAAGCAGGCUCUGUGCUGUCAGCGCAGAGCCUGACGUGGGACUCAAAAACUCACAAACCGUGAGGUCAUGACCUGGGCUGAAAUCAAGAACCUGACGCUUAACUGAGCCACCCAGGUGCCCCAAUGUUUAUUUGUUUUUGAGAGAAACAGCAUGAGUGAGGGAGGGGCAGAGACAGAGGGAGAAAAAGGAUCUGAAGCUGGCUUUGUGCUGACAGCAGUGAGCCCCAUAGGGGGCUUGCACUCAUGAACCCUGAGAUCAUGACCUGAGCUGAAGUUGGAAGCUCAAUGGACUGAGCCACCCAGAUGCCCCUACCCCAGCUUUUUUAUUUGGAAGAAUUCUGAACCUAUAGAAAAGUCGGAAGAGUGAUACACUGAAUAUCAGUAUGACAUUUACCUAUAUUUAUCAAAUAUUUUAUUGCAUUUGUGCUCUCUCACUCUCUUUACCCCCUUCUUCACUCUUCUUUUUCUGUAUCCACCUUUCUCUCUCCCUUCCCUCCCUACACAUAUAUACAUUAUUGUUCAUUGUAUAUCAAGAAUUUUUAUUAGUGUAUUAGGAAAUCUGGAAACUUUUAUUAGCAUAUUACAGACAUUCAGAAAACUUCACCUCAAAAUUUCUUAAGCAUCUAUUGCCUAAAAACAAGUUGUUUUCCUGUAUCACCAUAAUCAUACUAUCAAACUUAUUAUCACAUUCAAAAUAUUUUACAGUGGUAUAAUAGUUAAUGCAAUAGUCUAUACUCAGAUUUGCUCAAUUAUCUCAAUAAUUGAGAUACUGCUUUAUAGCUUUCCUUCCAAUCCUGGAUUUAGUCAAGGAUCAUAUGUUGCAUUUAAUUGUCAUUUUUGUUUUUGUUUUUUUUUAAUCUUUUAAUUCAGAGCAGUUCUCCCCCGUUUUUGUUUUUAAUGUCAUUGAUAUUUUUUAGAGACCAGGCUAGUUAUGUUGAAGAAUGUGUCACAAUUUGGCUUUGUCUUGAUUAGAUUCAGGUUAAACAUUUUUGGCAAGAUGUUAUGUGUGUCUCUGUGUACAUAAUGUCCUUUUGUUCCAUUGUUGGUGAUAAAAAGUUUGGUCACUUAGUUAUGUUGAUGUCAGCUACAUUUCUUCUUUGUAAAGGUACCUUUUCCCCUUUGUAAUUAAGCAGUCUGUGGAAUGAUACUUUUAAAAAUGUGUGACCUUUCUAUUCCUUAAUGUUUUACUCAGUGGUAUUAACAUGCAUUUAUGUUCCUUGCCUGAAUUGGUUAUUACAUUGGUGGUCAUGCAAAAUGUUGAUUCUCUCAUAAAUUCUACGUUUUCUAGUUGGUGGUGUUCUAAAAGGAAGAGUUUUAUUUUUACUCCCCCUCCCUUUUUUUUUUUUUUUUUUUUAAGUUUAUUUUGAGAGAAAGAAAGCGUGUGAGCAGGUGAGGGACAGAGAGAGAGGAGAGAGACAAUCCCAACAAGGCUCAGCCCAGAGCCCGACCUGAGUAAAGAUCAAGAGUUGGACACUUAACUGACUGAGCCACACAGGUGCCCCUCCUUUUUUUGUUUUUGAUGGUUACUGUAGACUUGGUAUUUUUAAAAAAUUCAAUAUGUUAUAAUCUAUUGCUGUUAAAAAUACCAUAUUCAGUAUUAAAAAUACAGCAAAUUUGUUGUAAAUUUGGUCAGUGGGAGCCCUAUCAAACUGAUUCCUAUGUCCUUUUGACGUGAUCCUCUCUGGCACUGCAAGGUGUUUCAGGUUCACUUUGUACUUUACCUGCCCCAGACCUGGAGUAAAUCAUUUCUGCAAGGAACCCUGAUUCCUUUAGUGACAAAUGAUUCCUUAAAAAAAUUUUUUUAAUGUUUAUUAAUUGUGAGAGAGAGAGACAGACAGAGACAGAGUGUGAGUGGGGGAGGGACAGAGAGAGAGGGAGACACAACCCGAAGCAGGCUCCAGGCUUGAGUUGUCAGCACAGAGCCCUAUGCGGGCCUUGAACUCCUGAGCCAUGAGAUCAUGACCUGAGUCUAGGAAACUGACAUGAAGUUGGUUAUUUAUUAUUGUAUUGAACAUUUCUGUUGGGAGUAUAGUUUUUGUGGUUCCUUAUAGAGGUCUGAUGUUUUAGAGAAUCCAAAAAGAGUUAGCCUUAGAAUUAUGAUCUGGUAUACCCCAAUCACUUAUGGUCCAACAGCUUGAGAACAUAUUCCACUCUGGGACUCUACAUGAAACAAGAUAGGUCAGUUCCUUCCACAAAAACAUUUUACACUGAAGGUGAAAUCCAUUAAGCCUAUUGGUAUGUUCAUUGAUGUGGAAACAAAUCAGUUGUAAGGAAAGUCACCAUGUGCUAUUAACCUGUUCUGUUGAAAUAUUUAAAAUCCUGUCCUGUUAUCCCUAUGGAAGAAGUUAUAACCUUUGUUUUUGGAGGAGGGGUGUUAUUCAUUUUCAGAAAUUAUAGGUAAUAUUUUAAUUAACACCAUUACUAGCCUAUCAGUUGAUUAUAUGGCUUAUAUAUUUAUUCUUUUAUGUGGAUGACUGCUCUAGGAUUACUUAAGAAAUUAGCUGCCUGGCAACAUAAAAGUUCAGAUAUUAAAGUGAAUUGCAUGCCUUCCAACUAUUUCUAUUACUUGUCUAAAUUUAGAACCAUGUAGAGUUCCUGCAGAAUUGAAAUCUCUGGGGAUUUUAAUAGUCAAGACAGACAAUAUUCAGCUUUUCAGAGUAAAGAAGAAAGGUAGUUUCAAAUUAAUUUUUGCACUGUCACUCAGACUACUUAAUUAAGACACAGAGUCCAGUGAAAAGUCAGGACUGUUCUGAGAAUUUUAUUUGACUGUUGCUGAAAACUUGUUAGAACCUACGCUCUGGAUGUGAAAGGGAUCAUUUUUUUCCCCUCCUAGGUGAAUUGCUGGGAGCUAUCCACUAUUCUUUCCUUACUGUCUCCCCAAAUUAUGCUUGAUAAGUACAGUUCUUACACUUUACCUGGAUGGAUGAGGCAUUCAUUACAUCUGAGCUAGAGAUCAGACUUGUUUCUUAUAUGUGAUGCCAUUCCAGCACUGGACUCAUGGAGGCUGAACAUUUAUUCAGUAAGCUUCAUGCCCAGUGUGGAUCCCAGUGCGGGGCUUGAACUCGUGAUGCUGAGAUCAAGACCUGAGAUAAGGGAAACCGAGGAACCAAGAGAUUAAGUAACUUGCCCAAGAUCACACAGCUUGUGAGAAUCUUGUGUUUCCAUGUAUUGCAUGAUUGGAACUGUUCAAGGUGUAAAAAUGAACAGAAAAAUCCUGAGUGCUACGUACCCUCGAUGUUAGAGGCAUAAUUAAAUGUCUUCUCUGGAUUGACUUGGGAGCAAUUUUGCCAGGGCGCGGGAAAAGACAGUGUGAACUUUCAAGGUUUGUUUCUGGAGAAGACUUUCCCUUCACUAAAAGUAUACAAACAGGACGACCAUUUUUCAGAUUUGAUGAUUCAGGAACCUGACUGAGAAGGACUAUGGAUGUAGAAGGAUGGAGGAGUCCAUAGAGGCUACUGUAUUAUAUCGAAGAAGAUGUCUAACAGUAACACUACUCAAGAGACCCUGGAAAUAAUGAAAGAAUCAGAAAAAAAACUGGUGGAAGAAUCUGUAAACAAAAACAAGUUUGUAUCUAAGACUCCAAGUAAGGAAGAAACUGAGAAAGAGAGUGAAGAUACUAGUUUGCGUCAGGAGACACAGGAUUAUGAGUCCCUUUUGGACAAGAGGCGGACAUCCAGCCAUGGUCAUGCCAGGAAAAGAGCCAAGUCUAAUUCCAAGCUGAAGUUGGUGCGCAGCCUGGCAGUGUGUGAGGAGUCCUCUGUCCCUUUUGCUGAUGGGCCACUGGAAACCCAGGAUAUAAUUCAGUUGCACAUCAGCUGCCCCUCUGACAAAGAGGAAGAAAAAUCCACAAAGGAUGUCUCUGAAAAGGAAGACAAGGAGAAAAACAAAGAAAAGGUCCCAAGGAAGAUGCUUUCUAGAGACUCCAGCCAAGAAUAUACAGACUCCACUGGAAUAGACCUACAUGAAUUUCUUGUAAAUACACUGAAAAAGAACCCAAGGGACAGAAUGAUGCUGCUAAAAUUAGAACAGGAGAUUCUGGAAUUUAUUAAUGACAACAAUAACCAGUUCAAGAAGUUCCCUCAGAUGACCUCAUAUCACCGGAUGCUAUUACACCGGGUAGCUGCCUAUUUUGGGAUGGACCACAAUGUUGAUCAAACUGGAAAAGCUGUCAUCAUCAACAAAACCAGUAACACAAGAAUCCCUGAACAGAGAUUCUCAGAACAUAUAAAGGAUGAGAAGAAUACAGAAUUUCAACAGAGAUUCAUUCUCAAGAGAGAUGAUGCCAGUAUGGACCGAGAUGAUAACCAGAUCAGAGUUCCAUUGCAGGAUGGAAGGAGGAGCAAGUCAAUAGAAGAGAGAGAGGAGGAAUAUCAAAGGGUCCGAGAGAGAAUAUUUGCCCGAGAGACUGGCCAGAACGGAUAUCUAAAUGACAUCAGACUCUCCAAAGAAGCCUUUUCUUCUAGCUCUCACAAGAGAAGGCAGAUUUUUAGGGGGAACCGUGAGGGGCUGAGCCGAACCUCAAGCAGCCGCCAAAGCAGCACAGACAGCGAACUCAAAUCCCUGGAGCCACGGCCUUGGAGCAGCACAGACUCUGACGGCUCUGUCCGGAGCAUGCGGCCCCCUGUCACCAAAGCCAGCAGCUUCAGUGGAAUCUCUAUCCUCACCCGAGGGGACAGCAUCGGGAGCAGUAAAGGUGGCAGUGCAGGAAGGAUCUCCAGGCCAGGUUUGGCGCUAGGUGCCCCAGAAGUGUGCAACCAGGUCACCUCAUCCCAGUCUGUCCGGGGCCUUCUCCCUUGUACUGCCCAGCAGCAGCCGCCACAGCCACAGCCGCAGCAACUUCCUGCGCUCCCACCCACGCCUCAGCAACAGCCACCCUUGAAUAAUCACAUGAUCUCACAGCCAGUCCCAGCUCUGCAGCCCUCUCCGCAGCCUGUUCAGUUCUCUCCAGGCUCCUGUCCCCAAGUCCUUCUGCCAGUCUCUCCGCCCCAGCAGUACAACAUGGCAGAUGACCUCAGCAACCCCUUUGGACAAAUGAGCCUUAGCCGUCAAGGUUCUACUGAAGCAGCUGACCCAUCCUCAGCUCUGUUCCAGCCCCAGCUUAUCUCCCAGCACCCUCAGCAGACUAGCUUCAUCAUGGCUUCUACAGGACAGCCCCUCCCCACGUCCAACUAUUCCCCCUCUAGCCAUGCGCCUCCUACUCAGCAAGUCCUGCCGCCCCAGGGCUACAUGCAGCCCCCUCAACAGAUCCAGGUUUCUUACUAUCCCCCUGGACAGUAUCCUAACUCCAACCAGCAAUAUCGACCUCUCUCUCACCCGGUGGCCUACAGCCCCCAACGUGGUCAACAGCUGCCUCAGCCAUCCCAGCAGCCUGGUUUACAGCCCAUGAUGCCUAACCAGCAGCAGGCGGCUUACCAAGGCAUGAUUGGGGUCCAGCAGCCACAGAACCAGGGCCUGCUCAGCAACCAGAGGAGCAGCAUGGGGGGCCAGAUGCAAGGCCUGGUGGUUCAGUACACUCCACUGCCUUCUUACCAAGUCCCAGUGGGUAAUGACUCGCAGAAUGUGGUCCAGCCGCCUUUCCAGCAGCCCAUGCUGGUCCCUGCGAGCCAAUCUGUGCAAGGGGCACUCCCAGCAGGGGGCGUACCAGUGUACUACAGCAUGAUCCCACCGGCUCAGCAGAACGGUACUAGCCCUUCUGUAGGGUUUCUGCAGCCUCCCGGCUCUGAGCAGUACCAGAUGCCUCAGUCUCCCUCUCCCUGCAGUCCACCACAGAUGCCACAGCAGUACUCAGGAGUGUCACCUUCUGGACCAGGCGUGGUGGUCAUGCAGCUGAACGUCCCUAAUGGACCCCAGCCCCCCCAGAACCCAUCCAUGGUCCAGUGGAGUCACUGUAAAUAUUACAGCAUGGACCAGCGUGGGCAGAAGCCUGGAGACCUGUACAAUCCUGACAGUAGCCCCCAGGCCAACACACAAAUGAGCAGCAGCCCUGUCACAUCUCCUACCCAGUCUCCAGCACCCUCUCCUGUCACCAGCCUCAGCAAUGUCUGCACAGGACUCAGUCCCCUUCCUGUCCUCACACAGUUCCCCCGGCCUGGGGGUCCAGCACAGGGUGAUGGGCGCUACUCCCUCUUGGGCCAGCCAUUACAGUACAAUCUGUCCAUCUGCCCUCCCUUGCUCCAUGGCCAGUCGACGUACACGGUACAUCAGGGACAGAGUGGAUUGAAGCAUGGAAACCGGAGCAAGAGACAAGCACUCAAAUCUGCCUCCACUGACCUGGGGACAACAGACGUUGUCCUGGGCCGGGUGCUGGAGGUAACAGAUCUCCCUGAGGGCAUCACUCGGACUGAGGCGGACAAACUCUUCACUCAGCUUGCCAUGUCUGGCGCCAAGAUCCAGUGGCUCAAGGAUGCUCAGGGGCUGCCUGGCGGGGGCGGGGGGGACAACGGUGGGACUGCUGAGAAUGGCCGCCACGCGGACCUCGCUGCCUUGUACACCAUCGUGGCUGUGUUUCCCAGCCCCCUGGCUGCCCAGAAUGCCUCCCUUCGCCUCAACAACUCCGUGAGUCGCUUCAAACUUCGAGUGGCCAAAAAGAACUAUGACCUGAGGAUCCUGGAGCGAGCCAGCUCCCAAUAAACGGAGGAGGGGAAGGGACCGGCACAGUAGGGGUGGGGGCAGGGCGGAGGGGGUCGAGGGAUCCUGACAGACUACGGACAGAGGCAGAAAGAAAGGUGACAGACACUGAACUGGAGCCUAAGACAGUGGGGAUGAAGAUGGAAACAGACACUCACACUGGCACUGGACUCCUCGCUCCCCUGCCAUGGGUCCCUUCUUUUUCCCUGGUUGGCCCCCCUUGCUGCCCUCUCCUUCCCAUCCUCUUCUGUCAUUUUUUAUCUCUUCUCCCACCAUGAAAUUAAUUUUUUUCAUAUUUUUUGGUCAGGUAGAAUUGGGAGGGUCCCAUGCUCCCCUAUUCGAUCUCUACCAUCCCAAGUUCCCUUUUCAUUUCUGGUCUUUAUGAAUAUAUUUAUAUGGACAGAAUUAAGAAAAGCAAAAUUGAUUUCCCCUUUCUCUCACUUCUCCCAUCUUGUCUCCCCAAACCCCAAAGAGUUAAAACUUGGGCCUCCCCCACCUCCCAGAACACUUGUAUAUUGUUUG